Molecule: messenger RNA, 1004 nt
Organism: Lacerta agilis (Sand lizard)
Lineage: Eukaryota; Metazoa; Chordata; Lepidosauria; Squamata; Lacertidae
Gene: RPA2
Product: replication protein A2
Exons: 9
Coding region: 50-859 (269 amino acids)
Biological process (GO): DNA replication; double-strand break repair via homologous recombination; nucleotide-excision repair
Cellular component (GO): site of double-strand break; nucleus; chromosome, telomeric region
Molecular function (GO): DNA binding
Source: RefSeq, a predicted model, not a curated record
CUCGGUGCGCGCUGUUCCUCCUCCUCCUCCUCCUCCUCCUCCUCGCGGCAUGUGGCUCGGCGGUGCUGGUGGCUAUGACAAUAGUUAUGGUGGUAGCGGAUAUACACAAUCACCUGGAGGGUUUGCAUCACCUUCAGCAACCCAAGGUGAAAGAAAAUCGAGAUCAAGAUCACAAAAUAUUGUUCCCUGUACAGUGUCCCAGUUACUUUCGGCUGAACAGGUAGAUGAUGCUUUCAGGGUCCGAGAUGUUGAGCUUUCACAGGUCAUUGUUGUUGGCAUAAUCAGGCAUGCAGAAAAAGCACCAACAAACAUUCUCUACAAAGUUGAUGACAUGACUGCAGCCCCGAUGGAUGUCAGGCAGUGGGUUGACGCAGAUGAGGCAGGUAGUGAGAAUGUUGUGGUGCCUCCUGGAACGUAUGUGAAAGUUCUAGGCCACCUGCGAUCUUUCCAGAACAAGAAGAGCCUGGUUGCAUUCAGGAUCCUGCCACUUGAAGAUAUGAAUGAAUUUACCACGCACAUGCUUGAAGUCGUAAAUGCCCAUAUGAUCCUCAGAAAAGGCAAUAUGCCCAUGUCAAUGAAGAUGCCGCAACCACUUGGCUUGAUGGGGAUGGGCAACACGUCAAGUUAUGGAGGAAAUGGCGCCUUGCCAGUGAGUGGGCUCACAGCACACCAGACUCAGAUUCUGAAUUUGAUUAAAAGCUCCGCAUCUGCUGAGGGGAUAAGUCUUCAGGAUCUGCAGUCCCAGUUGCGUAGUAUUAAUCUGCCAACACUGAAGAAAGCUGUUGAAUUUCUUAGCAGCGAGGGACAUAUCUAUUCCACUAUUGAUGAUGAGCACUUUAAAUCUACAGAUGCCGAUUAAUGCUUUGUUUAGAUAUAAUACCUUGGUCUAGUAAAUGAUUAGACCAAGAUAAUCAUAUCUGAACUGAGUUGAAGUGUCCUUUGAAUUUGACUGUUAUGGAAUGAGUGGUUUCUGCCCAGAUCAACCAUCAGAUUAUAAUGCAGAA